This is a messenger RNA of Gossypium raimondii (Peruvian cotton), 2226 nucleotides long. Its product is annotated as O-fucosyltransferase 39. The transcript is spliced from 10 exons. Bases 287 to 1843 code for a protein of 518 amino acids. NCBI's taxonomy places the organism in Eukaryota, Viridiplantae, Streptophyta, Magnoliopsida, Malvales, Malvaceae. The record is from RefSeq and is a predicted model, not a curated record.
UUCUCAUAAUCAAAGCUUUACAGGUGUCUAUGUCAGGCGCCUUAAGUAAGGCCACAAUGUGAGAAACGAAGAGAAGGUGAUGCAUGCGGUGUUGGCUGGGUGCUUGAGUCUGCUUCUUCCUUCUUCUAUGUUUCUUCUUUUCGGCUAUAUUGAUUAAAUUUUUGUUUUAAGCUUUGCUUGUUUGAGUGCUUUUCGCUAUCAAGGCCUAGCAAAUCCAACAAAGAAAAAAAAACUGAGGAAAGUGAUCAUUUGGAGAUCUGGGUUUCUCAGCUUUAAGGGAAGAGUGAUGAUGAGAUUAAAUUAUCAGAGGCAUUGUUAUCAGCUUCUUAGAAGAAAAGCAAUGUGUGGGUUAUUUGUGUUGAUUUUCCCACUUAUUUUUCCUUGUUUAUUUACUCCAUUCACCCAUGCUUCUCCUUCUACGUUCUCGGAGUGGAAUGUCCCUAAACCUAGGCAUUUACGUUUACUCAGGAGUGCCUUACAGCGCGAACGUCUUACUGGGGAGCAAUCUGAUCUCUGGGCUCCUCUGGCUGACCAAGGGUGGAGACCAUAUCUUGGAUCUGUAAAUGCCCCUUCAUUGCCACAGAAAUCAGAAGGAUAUCUACAGGUAUUUCUUGAUGGGGGACUCAACCAGCAAAGAAUGGGGAUAUGUGAUGCUGUUGCAGUUGCUAAAAUACUGAACGCAACGCUUGUGAUCCCGCAUCUUGAAGUAAAUCCUGUCUGGCAAGAUUCAAGCUCAUUCAUGGAUAUAUUUGAUGUGGAUCACUUUAUGAAUGUGUUGAAGGAUGACAUCCCGAUCAUCAAAGUGCUUCCUGAUGAAUUCUCGUGGAGCACAAGGGAGUAUUAUGCCACUGCUAUUCGAGGCACCAGAAUAAAAAGAGCACCUGUUCAUGCAUCUGCAAACUGGUAUCUUGAAAACGUCUUUCCCGUACUGCAGAGUAAUGGGAUUGCUGCAAUUUCUCCAUUCUCUCACCGUUUGUCUUUUGACAACCUGCCGAGUGAGAUCCAGCAACUACGAUGUAAAGUCAAUUUUAAAGCGCUUGUUUUUGUUCCGCACAUUAGAGCACUGGGAGAUGCCCUUGUCCAUCGCCUAAGGUAUCCUCCAGGUCAAAGUCAAGCAAGUAGCACUGACUAUCUCAGGGAGACCACCGAUCAAAAUGGCAAACAAAAUCCGCAAAAAUUUGUUGUGUUACACCUUCGAUUUGAUAAGGAUAUGGCUGCCCAUUCGGCCUGUGAUUUCGGUGGGGGUAAGGCUGAAAAAUUGGCUCUGGCCAAGUACCGGCAAACAAUUUGGCAAGGAAGAGUUCUCAAUUCACAGUUUACAGACAAAGAGUUGAGAAGUCAGGGGCGUUGCCCGUUGACUCCUGAAGAAGUCGGAUUGCUGCUAGCAGCUUUGGGUUUCGACAAUAAUACCCGUCUUUAUCUUGCCUCCCACAAGGUAUAUGGAGGGGAAGCUAGGAUUUCCACAUUACGAAACCUCUUCCCCUUGAUGGAAGACAAAAAGAGCCUAGCCUCUUCGGCGGAAAGGGUCCAUAUAAAAGGAAAAGCUUCUUUGUUGGCUGCUGUUGAUUACCAUGUCGGGAUGCAUAGUGACAUCUUUGUCUCAGCUUCUCCUGGGAAUAUGCACAAUGCUUUGGUGGGGCAUCGAACUUUUGAGAACAUGAAGACCAUAAGGCCAAAUAUGGUAUUGUUGGGACAACUAUUCCUUAACAAAAACAUCAGUUGGUCGCAGUUCCGUCAGGCAGUGGUGGAAGGGCAUCAAAACAGACAAGGGCAACUCAGGUUAAGGAAACCAAAACAGUCCAUAUAUACAUAUCCUGCUCCUGAUUGCAUGUGCCAUGCUUAAGCCGUAUUUACCCAAGGAAGCCAAAAUGCCUUUACCAUUGAUAUCGUAAAUAAGCAACAAAGAGAACCCCUUUCUAUAGUUCCAAGCUGUAGUUUCAUUUGUAACCAUAAUGUUAAUAAGCAGCAAUCCCAUUUCUCUUCUCCCCUUUGGAUAGAAGUAUUUUUACAUCUAGCGUUCGUAGUGUGCAUUGUGUACUGUAUUGAUGGUGGUAUUUUAUAUAGAGAGCUGUGGAGUUGAACAUGUGGGUUGAACAUGUGGAUGUUUAUGCAAUUCAUCGGCAGAUUUCAAUUUUGUUUGUAGGCAUGCCGGUGAAGUUGUCAUUUUUGUAACACUUUACCUUUAUUGUGUCAAAUAUUAUAUCAAACAUCUUUGCAUUCUGCCAA